Molecule: messenger RNA, 1254 nt
Organism: Aegilops tauschii subsp. strangulata
Lineage: Eukaryota; Viridiplantae; Streptophyta; Magnoliopsida; Poales; Poaceae
Product: putative serine carboxypeptidase-like 52
Biological process (GO): proteolysis; secondary metabolic process
Molecular function (GO): serine-type carboxypeptidase activity; acyltransferase activity, transferring groups other than amino-acyl groups
Source: RefSeq, a predicted model, not a curated record
AUGGAUCCCUCUGUCCCCCAGGUGAGCAAUAUCAUCUUCAUCGAUUCCCCCGUUGGAACCGGCUUCUCGUACUCCAAAACAGAGCAAGGAUACAAAUCAAGUGAUACCCAAGUCGUCACCCAAAUUGUCAUCUUCAUCAUAAAGUGGUUUGAUGAGCACCCAGAGUUCUUGUCGAAUCCUUUUUACGUUGCCGGUGAUUCCUACUGUGGCAUUACUGUCCCAGGCAUCACCCUUGGAAUAGCUAAAGGGAUAGAAGAUCGCAGUGGAUCAGCUCUCAAUCUAAAGGGCUACCUUGUGGGGAAUCCAGUCACAGCUUAUUGGUACUAUGAUAAUCCAGCUAAAAUUCCAUUUGCACACGGAAAAGGUCUCAUAUCUGACGAAAUGUACCAGGCGUACAAGGAGAGCUGCAGUGCAUGGGAAUUCAGCCAGGAGUGCACAGAAAGUCAUGCUGCCAUCGACGAGUGUGUCAAGGACAUAUGCCCAAAUCACAUCCUGGAGCCCCUGUGCGCUUUCGCGAGCCCGCGUCCAUACAAUCUGAAACUGAAUUCAAGCGCACGAGAGAUGCUCCAGCUGCAGGAGGACUACACUGCCAGGGCCGGGCUUCAGCUGUCUGAGAUUUCUCCAGAGUGCAGAACAGCGGAAUAUGCGAUGUCCAUGAUAUGGGCGAACAAUGACACUGUCAGAGAGGCUCUUGGUAUCCACAAAGGAACGGUCCCUUCAUGGCUAAGAUGCAACUUCGACAUACGGUACACCAACGAUAUUUUCAGCUCGGUGGAGCACCAUCUGGAUGUGACCACCAGAGGCUACAGGAGCCUCAUCUACAGCGGCGAUCAUGACAUGAUUGUACCUUCCAUCGGCACGCAGGCCUGGAUCAGGUCUCUGAACUUCUCCGUUGUGGAUGACUGGAGACCGUGGUAUGUCGAUGCACAAGUUGCAGGAUAUACAAGGUCUUACUCGAAUAACCUCACCUUCGCAACUGUCAAGGGCGGUGGACAUACUGCUCCGGAGUACAUGCCAAAGCAAUGCCUUGCUAUGUUUGGAAGGUGGCUUUCUGGUGAGCCUUUUUGAUAGUGUACAUUGCAGCAUCCGGUGGUGGUUACUAUGUCCGUCACACUGUAAUUGCGUUGUGUUGGUUGUGCCUUGGAGCUAUAGCAAUAGUUGUUAAAGCUUGAUUCGCAGAUGCAAAUUAUUGUUCUGUUCAAUGUACAACAAUGGGGGAUAUGGCUGUGUGCAUCGCUUGAUGCAGAGGCCAGG